AGUGCGCAUGCGCGGCUGAGAGUGCAUCUUGUCUGCAGCCAGACCCUAUUGCCUAUUGGUUUUUUCUGUAAUUAGAGUGAAGUUCACAGAGGAUAUUUGACCCGUCAAAAUUUGAGAUUUACCGUUUGAGUCGAGCACGUACACUUCAGCAUGUUUGCACUGAAGAUACUUAGGAGUUUUUCUCCUGCGACGAAAAAUGUUUAUUUGCGGAGUAAACAGGCGUUUACUGUGACUAUGUCUAGAAUGCAGCAUGCAGAGAUCCAGCAUGGUAAAACAGCAGCUCCUUUUCGACCUGAAACAUCCAUGGCCAAAACGCUGAUGGACAUCGGCACCAGACGGAUCUUCUCAGAGGAACACGACCUGUUCCGUCAGAAUGUGCGGCGGUUCUUUCAAGAGGAAGUUGUUCCAUAUCACACUCAGUGGGAGAAGGCUGGUGAGGUCAGCAGAGAGGUUUGGGAAAAGGCUGGAGAACACGGAUUGCUGGGAAUAGUUACGCCUGAGGAGCAUGGAGGAAUCGGAGGAGACCUCCUAUCCGCUGCUAUCGUGUUGGAGGAGCAAAUGUACUGUAACUGCAGUGGUCCUGGGUUCUCUCUCCACUCUGAGAUUGUAAUGCCUUAUAUCAGUCACUAUGGCUCCAAGGCUCAGAUCGAGCGCUAUAUUCCACAGUUGACUGCUGGGAAAUGCAUCGGGGCCAUCGCUAUGACGGAACCUGCAGCCGGCAGUGACCUUCAAGGAGUGAAGACGUAUGCGAAAAAAGAUGGAACUGACUGGAUUCUCAAUGGAAGCAAGGUGUUCAUCUCAAACGGUUGGAUGAGUGAUGUAGUGAUUGUAGUAGCCGUGACUAACCGUGAAGCGAAGACAGCAGCUCAUGGACUCAGUCUGUUUCUGGUUGAUGCCGGCACUAAGGGCUUCCAAAAGGGCCGAAAGCUGGAGAAACUCGGACUUAAAGCUCAGGAUACAGCUGAGCUGUUUUUUGAGGACGUGCGUUUGCCCGCUGAAGCUUUGUUGGGUCAGGUCAAUAAAGGAUUUUAUUAUCUGAUGAACGAGCUGCCACAGGAACGCCUUGUUGUAGCAGUCAUGGGCCUGGCCAGCAGUGAGUUCAUGUUUGAAGAGGCAAGGAACUAUGUGAUGCAGCGGAAGGCAUUUGGCAGGACCAUCGCUGACCUGCAGGUGGUUCAGCACAAACUGGCUGAGUUGAAGACAGACAUCUGUGUAGGUCGAGCUUUCGUUGAUAGCUGCCUUCAGCUCCACAGUGAGAAGAAAAUGGACUCAAACACAGCAUCUAUGGCCAAAUACUGGGCUUCAGAUUUGCAGAAUAAAGUUGCCACUCAGUGCCUGCAGCUUCAUGGAGGAUGGGGCUACAUGUGGGAGUAUCCGAUAGCCAAGGCUUUUGCAGACUCCAGAGUCCAACCCAUCUAUGGAGGAACCAACGAGAUCAUGAAAGAACUCAUCGCACGCAACAUUGUUAGCAAAAAAUAAAUAUAGGAAAAAUGAGAUGAGAUGAGAGUUUGAUUUGGUGCCUUUCAUGACUUCUGUGUCUGUAGCAGGAGCUUCAUGGAUUAUUGAUUAUAAAUAGGAUCUCAGAUGAGUGAUUCAACGCAUAGUAAAUGUUAAUGUCAUGUGACAGAAUGUUGAUAUCAUAUGGUGUCUCCGGAGAGAAUGUCUCUUCUGUUUGUGACUCCAUGUUCUAUGUAUGGAUAUAUUUUAAGCAAUAUUUGUCUUCCAGAUGAACAAUUUGCACCACUUUAGAACUUAAAACCACUUUUACUGUUCUUAAGUUCAGAUAUUUUUUUCAAGUGAUUUUGAUUGUUUGAUAUGUGAAUGCCAACUCUUUGUGUACUAAUCUUUAUAAAGAUGUUUCUAAAGAUG
Messenger RNA from Megalobrama amblycephala (Wuchang bream), 1869 nucleotides. Its product is annotated as long-chain specific acyl-CoA dehydrogenase, mitochondrial-like. Gene Ontology annotation, cellular component: mitochondrion. Gene Ontology annotation, molecular function: long-chain fatty acyl-CoA dehydrogenase activity; flavin adenine dinucleotide binding. Gene Ontology annotation, biological process: fatty acid beta-oxidation using acyl-CoA dehydrogenase; carnitine metabolic process, CoA-linked; long-chain fatty acid catabolic process. The transcript has 11 exons. The record is from RefSeq and is a predicted model, not a curated record. Bases 151 to 1479 code for a protein of 442 amino acids. Lineage: Eukaryota; Metazoa; Chordata; Actinopteri; Cypriniformes; Xenocyprididae.